This is a messenger RNA of Xyrauchen texanus (razorback sucker), 1743 nucleotides long. RefSeq names its product C-X-C motif chemokine 14-like. Gene Ontology annotation, molecular function: chemokine activity. Gene Ontology annotation, cellular component: extracellular region. The transcript has 4 exons. Bases 251 to 550 code for a protein of 99 amino acids. Lineage: Eukaryota; Metazoa; Chordata; Actinopteri; Cypriniformes; Catostomidae. Gene Ontology annotation, biological process: cell chemotaxis; antimicrobial humoral immune response mediated by antimicrobial peptide. The record is from RefSeq and is a predicted model, not a curated record.
UAUAGAAGCUCUCAGCAGCUCUCGAGAGCGUCUCAUCAGCUCGAGAACGGUGCGCGUGACGUGUCGCCUAGUGUAUUCAACCUGCCGAUUUCUUGCGCUUCUGCCAGAGACUGGAAGAAAAAGAGGAGAUUGUUUACAUUGUUUUACCAGGUUUUACCACAUAAAAGGGACACCGUUUGAAAACUAUUGGAUUUAAGGAUUGCAAACAGACCUGAGGCUGCUACUGGAGGUUCUUAUCAAACUAUUGGGGAUGAAUCGCUGUACAGUCGCUUUACUCUUGCUGGUCAUCGUCGUUUAUUCACUGAACACAGAGGCCUAUAAGUGCAGAUGCACGCGAAAAGGCCCGAAGAUUCGAUAUAAAGAUGUGCAAAAGCUGGAGAUCAAGCCUAAACAUCCAUACUGCCAAGAAAAGAUGAUAUUUGUCACCAUGGAGAAUGUGUCCCGUUUCAAAGGUCAGGAGUAUUGCUUGCAUCCCAGACUCCAGAGCACUAAAAACCUUGUCAAGUGGUUCAAAAUCUGGAAGGACAAGCACAGGGUGUAUGAGGCCUAAAUGUUGUACAUGAUGCACAAGGCUGAAAACAAUGUGGGAUGCACAACAUUACUAGUGUAAUGUGGAUGACCAGAGGACCAAUAUUUUUAGAGCAUGACAAGGCGUUUACCCAUACAUGCUUAUUAUAAAGCACAACAGUCCAUUUUCUUAUUUAUAUUAAUGUGGAAUAAUUUAUAGUCCUACAAAAUGUUUAUUAUACAGUGUAAUUAUAAACCAAAUGUGUCAGUUAUGGCAGCGAAAAGUCCCUGUGGAUCAGUGCCAUCUGUAAGACGUGAUCAUUACAUUUUUGUGUAAUGUUUUCUUUAGUAUCAGUUCUUGGUCUGAUUAAUUGUGUUGUCGCAUAUAAAAGGGGUCAUUUGGAACGUAGGGUUCUCACAGCACAACAAAAUAAAAGCACACACACACACACACACACACACACACACACACACACACACACACACAAAAAAUGAAAGGUAGUUGAUGUGUUAAUAAUAUCUCCAGAGAAAUGCGUGCUAUCAUGCCAACAUUCAACUGGUAAAAAGAGGCAACAUGUAUUUCUUCACAAUCAUUUUGGUUUUCACAGAGGCUUGUUUUGACCAUGCCCAAAUGUGUCAGAGGAAUUUGUUGGUUUUUUUUACAGUUAUUACCCUGGAUUUUGGUAGGUAAUGCAAUAUGGCGACAUGAACAAUUGCAACAUAAAAUAAAAUAAACCAUUUAAAUGCAUACCUUUACUUAAUUUGCACAUGUACUUUAUUCCACUGUGGAAAUGUACUGGCAAACAACAAGCACAUGAACUUUGGGGCUUACAGUGGAUCAUGUUUAACAAGAGGUUUAUUAUUUAAUACUCACCCUUCUAUCUGCACAUUAUGAACUAAAUGUGCCUCCUCUAUGAGUUUUUUAAGCUAUUAUUUUAGUUUGUUUGGUAUGACUAUUUUUAUUUUUUAAACGGAAUGUUUCUUGUCGCUUCUUGUACAUCAAAUUGUAUGUAAGCACAGAAAAUUGGUUCUUGUGUAAAGACCACCUUGCCUAGUCUAGCUUGUUCAGAAUUAUUUAGUUGAGCCUAUGUAUUGUAUCACAGAAUUAUUGGUUUACUAUUUAAGUAAUAAAUAAUAGAAACGUUUGGGUCUUUGUGUUUGGAAUGACCCACCAAACACACAUUUUUAAAGGAGUGUAAUCUUAAAGCACAGCAAUAAACAUUUAAAUAAAUCAAA